Messenger RNA from Amphibalanus amphitrite, 1461 nucleotides. RefSeq names its product craniofacial development protein 1-like (gene Yeti). Lineage: Eukaryota; Metazoa; Arthropoda; Thecostraca; Balanomorpha; Balanidae. The transcript has 6 exons. The record is from RefSeq and is a predicted model, not a curated record. The coding region runs from base 120 to 1019 and encodes 299 amino acids.
CCCCGUUUGCCGUUUGUUUACGCGCCAGUCCCCGAGUGUAGAGAGCUCGAGCGGUAUAUUGGAAAAUAUUUGCCCAUAAGUUAAACUGUUUUUUUUUUCAGUAGAAAUUUAUUUCGACGAUGCUGCAGGACGAAGAAUUCGGUUCAGAUUCAAGUGAUGAAGAUUACAAGCCUGGAGGCGAAUCUGACGUCAGUGAGGAGGAGGGUGAAGGAGACCCAGAAGAUUUUGAACCACAAGAUGAAGGAUGUGAAACCAAAGGCAAAGUUAAAGGCAGGAGGAAAAGAAAGAAUGAUUCAUCUAAUCCAAGGAAAAAGAAGAUGCUAGUGUUAGAAGGUGAAAAAGAGGCGGCCCCAGUGAAAGAUGAAGAAAAUGAGGAGCUGAAAAUGGCCAUAGAAGCAGAGAAAGAAAAGAAAAGGGAGGAGGAAGAAAAGAAAAAGGCAGAUGAUCUAUUUGCAGACUUCAUGAAGGAUGUCAGUAAGCCGAAGCCACGACCGAAGCCGGCGGCCGGCGGCAGUCUGGGCUCUCUGAUGACGUCAGCGGCACCGGGAGGGAGCACCGGGUCAGCUCAGAAGAGCGUAACACCCACCGCGUCGGCCGCCUCCGCCCGGCCGACCCAGACCCAGCCGGAGAAGGUCACAGUCACUAAGGUGUUCGACUUUGCUGGGGAGACUGUCACGGUAACAAAAGACGUGGACGCCAACAGCCGCGAGGCAAAGAAAGCGGCGGCGGGCGAAACCAGUAGUUCUCAGGCAGCUCCAAAGACGGCAGCACCGCUGCGCCGCGGUGGCCUGGCCGGCCUGGUGAAGAACCUCGGGAAGGCUCCCAAGAUGAGCGUUCUGGAAAAGUCUCGGUUAGACUGGGUCGGCUUUAAGAAGGAGGAAAACCUAGAAGAAGAGCUGGAGCAGCACAAACGGAGUAAAAACUCAUACUUGGAGAAGCAGGAGUUUCUGCAGCGGGCGGACCAGCGUCAGUUUGAGCUGGAGAAGGCCAUCAGGGAGCGGCACCGGACACCCAGAUAGGUCCCGUCACUCUCUCCCUCUCUUUCUCUAUCUCCUCUCCUCCUCUGUUAGCGCCGUAGCAUAAUUCCUCUGUUCGCUCAUCGUCAUUCCGUCGUGCUGCCGUUCGCUGUUUGUCGUUGAAGACAUUGACCGUACGGGGCCCCAGCGGUGUGCCGGGCUUACCGUACCGCCCUGGCUGUGUGCAGCUCAGAUCGAGUCGGCUUUUCAACACCCGUACCACCCAUCAUACUCCCGUGGAAGUUAAGUUACUCGAGGCUCGAUUUUCGAGGUUCGAGAUGUACUCUGAGGUAUGCUCUUGAUGUAAAUGUUCAGAAGCCUAUUGUGAGUCAGCGGGUAUGCAUCCCUCUUUAUUUUGUCAUUGGUUAACCGACCAGCCAAGAGCUGCACUGCCUCCUCGGCCCGGGCUGAGGUGGCAGUCCAAUACACACGCUGAAAUGCCCAC